Messenger RNA from Arabidopsis arenosa, 2050 nucleotides. Lineage: Eukaryota; Viridiplantae; Streptophyta; Magnoliopsida; Brassicales; Brassicaceae. The record is from the annotation of a GenBank genome assembly.
CAUCGUGGUUAUCUACUAGACAUAAUCGAUUUUUUGUUCCCAUUGUAAGAAUCUUUAUUCAAUAAAUGACUACGACUUCGUUAUGAUAUUAUUGCUUUCCAUGGCGAUUUGGCCCUUUCUGCUCUUUCUCAUUACUUAAUUUUGCCAGGUUAUGAGGUACAGGAUGUUUGACGAUGUUUCGCUCUUGGAAUCUUCUAGGACUGAUUGGCUUAUCCGGGUGCGGGUUCUGAAUGUAUGGCACCAUGAAGAGCGUGGACUUGGUACAAGUCUCGAAGUAAUCCUGUCCGAUAGUAAGGGUACAAAGGUGCAGGCUUCAUUUAGAGGAUGUGCUUACCAUCGUUCUGCUUCUAAGAUUACUCCUGGUGAUUGGUUUGAUUUUAAAGAUUUUAAAGUUGUUGAGCAGUAUGGUUCGUGCAGGGCCACUAAUCAUCGAUACAAAAUAAUUGUUUUGUAUUCAACUGAAAUCGAUAUGGCGUCUGUUAUGCGCGAUGAUAGUUUCUUUGAUUUCGUUGAUUUUAAAAAGAUUACAGAUGGCGUUCAUUCUGAUGAUUACUUGGUUGAUAUUAUCGGGCAAGUCAUUCAUGUUAGUGACUUUCCAACUUGGGAUCGUUUGGAUGGUUAUAAAAAGGACGAUGGUACCGAGGAUGGUGACUCUCUACCGAAAAAUUUUUAUCUUAAAAGAUUGAUUAAUACAUGCCUAAAGCCUCCUGGAGAUAUCGUCAUCAAAAGUGUUAGUACCGGGUCAUUGGAUGGUUACAACAGUGAUGAUGUCGACGAGCUGACCGGUGACGACGAUAGUGACGAAGAGUCGUGUACCGAAGACGAGGGUCGUGUAGAAGAUGAUCCUGAGUAUCAGAUUGAUAACGAUGAACAAGAUGCUGACACUGACGAGGUCAACGAUCGCAUUGCGAGUACUGAUGAUGAUGCUUCUGAGGUAAGCGAGGACGAGUACGAUUUUGUAGACGAUUAUGACGAAUGCGAUGACAGUGAUUGUGCGGCUGAGUCCGAUGAUGAUUUCUAUGAAGUGGAAGAGGAUGAUUAUGAAUACAGUGUCGAAGAUGAUGAGGAGGAUGUUGACUCAGAAUAUAGCGUUGUGUCUGAGUCGGAGGAAGAUAACCUCGAUGGUUGCGAUGGUAAGCCGGUUGAAGAACGUAAAGCUGACAAAUUGGACGAUUAUUCCGUUCAUCAUAAGAUCUCUUUUGAUCUUCGUGACUCCAGUAAUAAUGUCUUAAAGUGUGAAUUGGUCGGUUAUGAGGCAGUCAAUUUCUACAAGUCUUUUAAGAAGUGGCAAUACGAUGUUAUUAUUUGUGUGAUCCGAUGGGGUGUCGUGGAUGUGUUUCAAGAUAAGCGAACUAUAACUGCAACAGAAUGCACUCAAAUCCGUCUGAAUCCUGGCAUUCCAGAAGUUGCUGAGUUUAGGACAUCGCCUACCGAUCAUCGUUUUAUGAUACACUGGAAAUCGACGACUUGGUUUAGGAAUAUCCAACCUAUGAGUUAUGAUAAUUUCUUCGCGUUUGCCUCUUUUGAAGAUAUUAAAAGCGGCUCUUUGGAUACAAAUAUAUGCGUCGAUCUGAUUGGAAGGGUUGUGGCCGUAGGGAAUCGGAAUGAAGAAGGACCUCCUGACAACGAGUGGAAUGAGAUUUUUUUCGACAUCGAAAACAUUGAAGGUGAUAAGCUGACAUGCCGUCUUCCAAAGGCAUAUGCGAACGACUUCUUUGACCAUUGGCGGCAUUCUGUUGACAAAAUUAUAAUAUGUGUCAUGAGGUUUGCUAAACUGGAAGUGGAUCAAGAGAAUUGGCGAGCCACGACGGUGCACAAUUGUACGAGCGUUUUAUUGAACCCUCCAUGUUCCGAAGUUAGUCAGAUGGAGUCCCUGUUUGCAGAGACUGAAGACGAGUUUCCGUGGUGAUACACGUGUUUUCCCGUGUUAAUUAAGUUUCUAGAAACAACAUGCUUGGUUUUGUUAUUUUUGCGUUUACGCCUAUGAAAUCUUUAUCCUAAUUUAUGUUAACAUUCAUGAUCUCUUAAUUAAUAAAAUGUUUACCCCAAG